Vicugna pacos (alpaca) is the source of this 3451-nucleotide messenger RNA. It is a transcript of the gene MOGAT3, whose product is annotated as monoacylglycerol O-acyltransferase 3. Gene Ontology annotation, biological process: triglyceride biosynthetic process. Gene Ontology annotation, molecular function: diacylglycerol O-acyltransferase activity. The record is from RefSeq and is a predicted model, not a curated record. Gene Ontology annotation, cellular component: endoplasmic reticulum membrane. NCBI's taxonomy places the organism in Eukaryota, Metazoa, Chordata, Mammalia, Artiodactyla, Camelidae.
CUGCCCUCUCCCAGCAUGAAAACCCUGAAGAAACAAUGGCAGGAAAUAGUGGGCGCUUACCAAUACGUGCUCACUUUGCUCUUAAUGGGCCCUUUCUUUCCCAUUCUUCUCCUCUUCCUCUUUUUCGCCCCAUUCUGGUCUUUGUCUGUUCUCUGCUUAACCUGGUUUUUCCUGGACUGGGACACACACAACCAAGGUGGACGGGGUUCUGAGUGGGUAAGAAAGUGGACUAUUCGGAAACAUCUAAGGGAUUGUUAUCCCAUCAAGGAAACACUGGUGAAAACAGCAGAGCUGCCCCCUGACCAGAACUAUGUGCUGGUCUCUCACCCACAUGGGAUCUUGGCCACUGGAACUGCCUAUAAUUUUGCCACCGAGGGCAAUGACUUCUCCCAGCAUUUCCUGGGGCUUCGACCUUCAGUAGCUGUGCUGCGUGUCCUCUUCCACUUUCCAGUCUAUCGAGAGUAUGUCAUGUCCUAUGGACUAUGUUCCGUGAACCGCCACAGCCUGGACUUUAUUCUGUCACAGCCCCAGCUCGGGCAGGCUGUGGUCAUCAUGGUCGGGGGUGCCCACGAAUCCCUGUAUGCCAUUUCAGGGAGGCACUGCCUCACUUUCUGGAAUCGCAAAGGCUUUGUACCAGUGCUGAGGCAUGAUGCCUCCCUGGUGCCUGUGUACUCCUUUGGGGAGAAUGAUAUCUUCAGACUUAAGGCUUUUGCCAUGGACUCCUGGCAGUAUCUGUGCCAGACCACCUUCAAGAAGCUCCUGGGCUUUUCUCCUUGCAUCUUCUGGGGCCGGGGCCUCUUCUCAGCCAACUCCUGGGGCCUGGGGCCCUUUGCCAGGCCCAUCACCACUGUGAUGGGCCACCCCACCCCAGCGCCCCAGUGCCUCCAGCCCACUGAGGAGGAGGUUGACCACUAUCACAAGCUCUACAUGGAGGUGCUGGAGCAACAGUUUGAAGAGCACAAGGAAAGCUGCAGUGUCCCUGCUUCUGCUCACCUCACCUUCAUCUAGCCCUGGCCUUAUCCCUCCGUGCCACCCCGCAGCCCCUGAGCCCCUGAGCCCAGUGCACGGAGACCCCCACCUGCUGCCAUGCCCUACUGCACCUGUAAAAGUUAGCUGUUGCACAUCACUACCUCAAAGAAUCCGAUGCGGCCCAGAGAGACUUAAUUCUGCUGCAUGACCUUGCAUAACUCUCUUCCCUUUGCAGGGUCCCUGCUCCAUCUGCAAAUAAGGGCAUCUGCUUAGCUCAGAGCUGUAGGGUGUCAGGGCUGAGUUGGGGGCGGGUAGGCUCUGAGGUGUGGGCAGGUAGGGGGAGAAGAUCGAGUAGAUGGUGGAACCUCAUGAACAAAAGCUGAGCUUGGUCAAGGGUACCUGACAGUAAGGAGGGUUGGAAUGAUCCCUGGUAGAUUAGAUUGGGUUAAGUCCAUGGCUUGAUUCUGCACCCCCUCCUCAUCCUUCCUGUUUCUGCAAGCCCAGCAUUAGGUCAACACUAACUCCUUUCCUCAAUAAGUUAGGACUGUUGUGAAGAUUAAAUUAUUAAGAUUUAAGGAUUUGGAGCUGGGAUUGGCAAAAUACAAGCCCAUGGGUUUACUAUCACCUUCAUCACCAUCACCCUCCUCCCCCUCGUCCUCUUCCUCCUCCUCAUCACAGGCCGGCACCAGUAAACUGAGAGGGUCAGAUUAAACAGCAUAUCGUCAAGCAUCCUUUGACUUUUGUCAGUCCUGUUUGCUUGGCUCUGCAUCUACAUCCAGGACUGAAACAAGAAUAACUUUUUGGAACGUAAUUGAAUGCAAGUGUAUUUAUCUCCCACUGUCUUACAAAAUGUAUUCAGUGGAGGAAUUUCUCUCGUGCCUGGAUGAAAAUCUUGGCAGUCCCAUGACUUCUCUAGGUCAUUCUCAGGUGGUAAGUCCUAUAGUCACUUUUAGUUGGGACACAGAAAUGUCUAGCUGGAGUAGUAAUCAGAACCUCGAGGGCAGGCAUCUCCCCUCUCCAGCGAGGGCUAGCUGCAAGUGGGCUUCCUGCUUGGCCAGAAGUGGCAGCUGGGGCCAAAUGGAGUUGACAGUGUUAGAACUGCUGUCUUUCCUCCCCUUCCCUUGCCAGAUGCUGUGACUAAUCCCCUUGGUGUAGGACUUUGGGGGGCAGGCAAGGGAAAACGGGGCCCUAACUCUCCUGACUGCACUGUCACAAGGUAGCACUGUGUUCCCUGGGCCUCUAGGUCUUUGAAGUCCAUUCUUUUUUCUCCCUGGAGCUCUCAUGGAUUCUUUGGAGUUUCCCCUCUAAGGGCCCUAUGGCAGCGUCUGUGCUUUCUCUGCCUCAUCAUGUACCCCAGUUUUCAGCCCACACACUCGACAUAGGUUUCUCUAUAGGAGCCCCAUCACUCUUUCAGGCUGGGGAUGGGAAGAGGGAUGGAAACACCAGUUCCAGGCUUGGGCAUCCUUGGUCCUGACACCCCUGGAGUGCAACCACUUGUCCUUCCUUCUUCCCUGAAUGGGAACGUCCUGACCCCUACAGUUUGGCCACUCACUUUCUCCAGUGGGCACAGCCUCUAAACACUGGGCACACAUGCAGCUCUUUGAGCCUUGAAGCCUUUUGUCCCUGACCUUUUGGAGGUAGGCCUUUCCCUCUGAGGGUAGGGCUUGCACACUCUCAAAGUACCCCCCACCCCAAGCCCUGCCUUCUCUCUAUCUCCAAAUUCUAAUCCUUUUUGUGGGGAAGGGGCUCAAGAGUCUCUUCUCAACCAUUUUCUUGGAAAAUGUUGCCCAGGGUCUGGUCUGGCCCCUUCUAGAAUGGAGGACCUAUAUUGUAUCUUCAUGCCACAACCCAAACUGCAGUGUUAGCAUCAUGUGUGUUUUUCCCUGAGGUCUUCCAGGGGGACACUGAGGUACAGAGGCACCAACUUCAGUGAGAACUGGCCACAAGAUUUAGGGGUGUGAGCAUUAACUUCUCAAGGCCCUUCUCCCAUGAAGCCCCCUGCCCUUCUUCCCUGUGAGCCAUGGGUGCCUCUUUCUGGAGCAGUGGGGUUGGGCUGGGUGGUGGGUGAAUAAUGAGAACUUUGUAUGAAACUGGGGGUGGUUCCCCAUCAGGUCCCUGUCUGAAAUCCAAAGCCAAUGACGCUGGGAUUGGGGGUCGGGGUUGGAAUUGUCCUGAGGCUGGAGAGGAGUGAGAAAGGCCAGGAAAUGCAGUUAGUAAAUGAAAUUGGCCCUGGAGGCCAAGAUCUGGUCAAAGGGGGAAAGUGUUGCUAGUACCUAUGAUGGCAGUUAGGCAGGUUUCUAGGGAAAGGGGCCAGAUCUGGAGGGAGGUAGAAUCAAGAGGAGAUCAGGCCCAUAUGGGAAACAUCUGUGUGGGGAAGAGACCACAACACACACGAGAAAAGUCCAGGAAGGUCAAGAUCAGGCUUCUGAUGACUGGACAAAGAAGUUGUGUUGUAUUUAUACAAUGGAAUACUACUCGGUGA